Molecule: messenger RNA, 2361 nt
Organism: Moesziomyces aphidis
Lineage: Eukaryota; Fungi; Basidiomycota; Ustilaginomycetes; Ustilaginales; Ustilaginaceae
Source: the annotation of a GenBank genome assembly
AUGGACGAAGACCCUGAUUUCGACUACGAGAUGGAGCCUCAUGGUGCGGAUGCCCUCCUGCAAUCCGGCCAGGAGGAGGUUAUGGAGGAUGCCGGAAGCGACGUCGUGAUCGCAUCGAUCGCUUCCGGUCAGCAUGGGUCGGAAGACCAGGCGAGUCUCGACAUCGACUUCCAUGACACCGCCGACCUGCACCAGCAGAGCCAAGCAAUUACGACGCAGGCUGGGCUAGCGUUUCCUACACCGUCCUCCUCUUCGUAUAUGGAAAAUGCACCUGUCACCGCUUCGAUCUCUGCUUUCCCGCAAGCUUUCCCGCACAAAGCCGAAGCGGCUGAACAAGCUGCACCGCUCGGCGGAUCCACCAUAUUCUCGCCACCUCCGAGCGAAGCGACGGGCGUACAUUCAUCCUUUGCCUCUGCAUCCGUCCGACCAACCAGCCCUUUGAUAACCAGCCACGAGCAGAGCUCCAAAAUGCCAGACGGCUCGCAAGAACCUCGGCACGAGAGCCUGGAAGAUCACGGCAUCCGUGCGCCCUUGGCACAAGAGCAGCUCAACCUUGGUGUCUCCUCGACAACGGCAAACGACCAAGAGGAGAGGGAAGAGGAGGAGCUCGAUCAGCUUGAAGGCGCUGAAGAGGGAGCGCAAUCGACCAACGUGGCGGAAGACGGCGACCAUGGUGUUCAGAACGACGCCCAACAAGGCUACGAGCAGAUGGAGUACCAGAGCGUCGGAGCUGUGCGCGUCAACUUCAACGGGCAGGACUUUGUGGUAUGGCCCGCCACCGAGAUUGCUGCUUACCUCGCUGCGCCAGACGCUGCGCAAGGCGGUGAUCAAGAGGAGCACGCGGAAGAAGAGCUGCUGCAGAUCGAGGCACCUGCGCUCGAAAUGAAGCAAGACGUGCUCUGGCAGCCGCUGGACAGCUUCUUUGCAGGUCUGAGGGAGAAGAGCGCGCUCGGAGACUUUCUCGACGAGUCGCAAGAGCUUCAUCUGGCCUUUCCCGACUUGGACCUCGAAAUCUCGGAGGACAACUUUUACUGUCGCGAGAUCACCCUGGACGAUCUCGGGCAGCUGCACAGUGGACUCGGACUUGCAACCAGUCUGCACAUCGAAGUCUCGGAACGUCCGAGGUUCAUCACAAAGUACAACGACCUUGCGCAGCAGGUUGCCGGGCUCCUUGGUCAUCAGCUGCAGCACGAAAGCGAUGAUUCCGAAGCCGAGGCUGACACUUCUGAGCCGCACAACGUGGCGAUCGCCAAAGACGACGCAUCUCCAGUCGCAACAUCUGGUUUGUCAACAGGAAGAAGCGACCCGGCCGAAGCUGCGAGUAAUGAUGCGGAGAGGCAGCAAUCUCACGCAAAUGGCAUUCCUGCAGCAGUCGAGAGUGAGCAGGAUGCCUCGCAGGCACCACUUGAAUCUCCUCAACACCAGAACAAGAACGGUCACGGCGCCGACGACAUCGAUCAAGCCACUUCGAUUGCUCGUGGCGACGCCGCAGGCUCCAUUGCCGAAGCCAGCGGCACCGGUCAACCGCAUCCUGUCGUCGUAGAGACUGCUUCGUCAGAGGCGCUCGACGAGCAGGAUGAGCUCGACGAAUUGUCGCAUGUAGGCGACGGAGCCCAGGGUCAUGCAGAGGAGCAUCAAGACGAAGCAGGAGUUGCAGAGCAAGAGCAAGGUGGAGGCGGAUGCGAAGAGGAAGUGCAGGAGGAAGGCCAAGGAGAGGCAGAACCUCGCAAUGCCCACUUCGAAGAAGAGCCAGAAGACGGCGAUGACGGGCAAGAGGGCAGCGAGGAGGCGGCGGGCAUUGGAGAGGAGGGCGGCGAGGAAGAGGCAGAGGAAGUGCUUGCGUACGGAGAGGAGGCGUACGAAGAGGAAGAGGAUGAAGAGGAUGCGUACGAGGGUGAAGAGCAGGAGUGGUACGAGGAGGAAGAGGGAGAGGAAGCUUACGAAAACGAGGCCGGCGGCUUCGACCCGGAAGCGGAGCAAACCUUCUAUACGACCCUGAGUGACGCUUCCGACGGCGAGGAGGACGAACUGGAUGAAGCGCCGCAACAAUCGGUUGGAGAAGGCGCCGCCGCCGAGGAUGGCGCCGCAGUGGGUGCCGAAUUAACGAACGGGGAAGCCAACGGCCACGAGCCACACAUUUGGCAAGCGACGGACGAGGAGCAGAUCCUCGAGUACACUGAAGAGCAGGACGAGGACGAGUACGGGCAGGAUGAUGCGUCGGCAUUGGGAGCAUCGACGGCGGCGCACUCUCAUCCGCAACUCAAGCGGCUCCACGCCGACGAAGACGACGAGAACGAUGACGAGGCUCAGUACGAGGAGGGCGAUCACGAGGCCGAAAGCAAACGCGCCAAGGUGAUGUGA